AGACCGGGUAUGGUUGUCUCACGGGUUGGUUGUCACAGCGGCCAUAACACAAAAACGAACGAACGAAUGAGUCUAUUGAAUGACGUCACAAGAGCGCAACAGCAAUACCUCGCUCCCCACCUCAAGUCAGUGGCCUCCGAAAUGCCGUGACGACAACACGUACGUUUGUUUUUUUCGCACAGUGAAAGUAAAUUUUUGUGCCACUGCAUCGAACCUCGAUAUAAAACCUGCGGGAUUUGUCCAUUCAAUAGAGACAUAUUUCAAGAGCAUGAUUAUAUGCCAUCUUCUGUCACGGAUAGACCAUUAAUUACGGUUCAAGAUAAUGAGAUUGUUCCCAAUGUCAUCGACAAUUCAUCACAUAAUUGUCCUACUGAAGACAACAACACUAGCCCUAACGAACCUGUUGCAAGUCCAUCUAUUCUUGAUAACCCUGCAUUGCCAGAAGAUAAUAAUGACUUUGUUGAUCGUGCAAUGACGCCAGAAGCAACACGUCAGAGUCAAGUUUUAGAGGAGUCCAUGGCGAUACCUGGUCCAAGUGGUGUAAGAACUUUUCUGACUGUAUCACCCCAAAUUUUGAAACCACUACCAAAAGCACCUCCACGCAAAUUGCAACGAGCUGAUAAAAGAAAAUGUAAAUCAGCAAUCCUAACAGAUACACCGGAAAAGACAUAUUUAGAAGAGAAAAAAAAGGAACAAGAUGCGAAGAAAAAAAAAGUAUCGAAAAGAGUUUUGAGUGAGAAAAAUGAAAAGAAAAGAGUUACUAAAGGGAAUAAGAAAAGGAGGAAAUCUGUUGACAGUCAAGAGAGUGAAAUUGAGAAUGAAUAUUUCUGUUUAGUGUGUCUGUCGCCAUACUCAGCUAGCAGGUCUAGAGAAGUAUGGGUCCAAUGUCAGGAUUGCAAGCUUUGGGCCCAUGAAGAAUGCACGCCUGGACUACCAAAUUACAUUUGUCAAAAUUGUGACUCUGAAUAUUCAGACUGAUAUGAAUACUGAUCAUAACUUCAUUAGGUUAAGGAUAUUUGAUAAAAACAUAUUUUGUAAGUCACUGACUGAUUAAAAAAACGUCCCAAAUAUUUGCUUAUAAAUAGGUAACUAUACUAUUAUUUUAUAUUUUGUUAUUUUUUGUUUUCUUAGAGAGGUCUAAUAACAAUAAGUGUUAAGUAUAUUAAAAAAUAUUAUAUUUGCUUAAAGCAAGUUUAAGUUCCUCUUGUUUGGUAAAUUAUGACUCUGAAUACCUAUUCAGAGUAAUAUGCAGAAUAACAGUUUGGUCUAAUGACUGAUUAGUAGCUACAUAAGAGAUAAAUGAUUGAUUAUGAUAAUAAAACGUACAAAUAAUAAUGACCUGAGGCCAAAGUGACUAGGUUAAAACUUACAAUAAUGAUUGUUUUUAUGUUAAGCUUUUAAUUUCAAAGAAAAAAACCUGUUGAGUGCAAUUAUACGUAUGUUAAAGAUUACUGCCUGUAUUUGUUAUUAAAAUAAAUACUUUUUUGAUUCAAAUAAGUGUCUUUUUUCUCAUAAACUCUAUGUAAUUUUAUUUGUGACUUCUUACCCCAUAUACUGUGACAACCAUCCCAGACUCGGGGUUAAAAGUCACACUUCUCUCUUUUAGAAAAAUGUUGUUUUUUUG
Amyelois transitella is the source of this 1624-nucleotide messenger RNA. RefSeq lists its product as uncharacterized. The transcript is spliced from 2 exons. Bases 277 to 978 code for a protein of 233 amino acids. NCBI's taxonomy places the organism in Eukaryota, Metazoa, Arthropoda, Insecta, Lepidoptera, Pyralidae. The record is from RefSeq and is a predicted model, not a curated record.